This is a messenger RNA of Ostrinia nubilalis (European corn borer), 2115 nucleotides long. It is a transcript of the gene Sirt7, whose product is annotated as NAD-dependent protein deacetylase sirtuin-7. The record is from RefSeq and is a predicted model, not a curated record. Gene Ontology annotation, cellular component: chromatin; nucleus. NCBI's taxonomy places the organism in Eukaryota, Metazoa, Arthropoda, Insecta, Lepidoptera, Crambidae. The coding region runs from base 211 to 2115 and encodes 634 amino acids. The transcript has 4 exons. Gene Ontology annotation, molecular function: NAD+ binding; histone H3K18 deacetylase activity, NAD-dependent.
CGGUUCGUUUCGUUUUUUAUCUGUCUUGUCUGUUUCCUUCGCCGAGUGGUUUUGCAAAGAAAGGCUCGUUUUGAUUAUAUUUUGUUUGUUUGCGCAAAAUUAAUAAGAUACUUGCACUCUAACGCUAUGUGCAAACUGCAGCUAUUGGAAGUUUCCGGAGGAAUCCAAACAAGGACGCCGAGGCGCGGACCUGAGCAAUAGCCAGGAGGCAUGGAAGCUCGAGGCGGAGUACGCAGCAGCGCCAGGCUCAGCGGCGAGGCGGCCCGCAGCGGCGGCAGCGGGAGCAGCGGCAAUGGCCGGCCGGCGGAGGUGGCGGCGGCGGCGGCGGCGGCGGCGGCGCUGCGGCGCGAGCGCGCGGCCGAGCGAGCGCGGGAGGUGGAGGACAGCCCGCGGGUGCUGCGCGACAAGUGCCGCCGACUAGCGCGCGCGCUGCGCAACGCCAAGCACCUUGUGGUGUACACUGGAGCGGGCAUCAGCACAGCGGCGGACAUCCCUGACUACCGAGGGCCGCAUGGGGUUUGGACGCGACUGCAGCGUGGAGAAACUGUAGGGCGCGUGGAGGUGUCGCGCGCGCAGCCCACCUUCACGCACAUGGCGCUCACGGCGCUGUGGGCGCGCGGCGCGCUCAAGUUCGUGGUCUCGCAGAACUGCGACGGCCUGCACCUGCGCGCCGGCCUGCCGCGCCGCGCGCUCGCCGAGCUGCACGGCGACAUGUUCGCCGAGCACUGCGCCGCCUGCCGCCGCGUCUACCUGCGCGCCUUCGACACCACCGAGCGCACGGCGCGCCACGCGCACGGCACGCGCCGCCUGUGCCACGCCUGCGGCGCCGAGCUGCGCGACUCCAUCGUGCACUUCGGCGAGCGCGGCCGCGCCGCCUGGCCGCUCAACUGGGCCGGCGCGCUGCGCCACGCGGCCCGCGCCGACGUCGUGCUGUGCCUCGGCUCCAGCCUCAAGGUGCUGCGCCGCUACCCGCGCCUGUGGCGCAUGCACGCCGCGCCGCGCGCGCGCCCCGCGCUCUACAUCGUCAACCUGCAGUGGACGCCCAAGGACUCGGUGGCCGCGCUCAAGAUCAACGCGCGCUGCGACGCCGUCAUGCGCCAGGUGGCGCGCCGCCUGCGCCUGCGCGUGCCGCGCUACCGCGCCGAGCGCGACCCGCUGCUGGCGCACGCCGAGCCGCUGGCCGAGCCCGAGGCGCACACCACGCGCCGGCCGCUGCUGCGCGCGCCGCCCGCGCCCGCCGCGCCCUCCUCCGACGACCCGUCCUCGCCCUCCGCCUCCGACUCCGACGAGGAGCUGCCGCUGCUGCGCCUGGCCGAGCGCCUGCGCGGGCCCGCCGAGCCCGAGCCGCCCGAGCCCGCGCGGUCCCCGCAGCCGCCGCCGCCGCCGCGUCCGCCCGAGCCGCGAUCUCAACCGCCGGAUUUGCUGCGCGCCUUCCAGGUGAGCAUGCGGUCGGGGCACGCGACGAUCCUGCUGCGAGCCGAGCACGCGCCGUGCGCGCGGCCGCCGCCGCCGGAGCCGCCGCCGGGCUCGCUGCGCAGCUUCCGCAUGGCGCGGCCGCGCGCCGCCGCGCCCCCGCCGCCGGCCGCGCUCGCCCCGCUCAAGGUCGAGAAGGAGGAGGCCGGCGACCCGGAGCCGCCGAACGGGCUCAGCUCGCGGCUGCGCCGGUUGCUGGAGUGCGAGCCGCGGCUCGGCGCCGACGCGAAGCCGAAGCCGGAGCCGAAGCCGGAGCCGAAGGACGAGUCGUCGUCGUCGUCGUCGUCGGAGGACGGCGGCGGCGCGGGCGCGCUGGCGGCGGCCAUCAUCGCGCGCGCCGUGCUGGUGUGCCGCGCGUCGCUGUACCCGGGGCUGCACACCAUCAUCGCGCCGCCGCCGCCGCCGCCGCCGCCGCGCGCCGAGUGCGCCUGGUGCCUGCGGCGGCACGCGGCGCGGCGCUGCCUGUGGUACGGGCCGGCGCGCGGCACGCCGCUGGAGGCGCGCGCGUGGCGGCGCGUGCGCGGGCGCCGCGUGCUGUGCGCGUGCUGCACGGAGGCCGCGCCGGCCGCCGCGCCGCCGGCGGAGGACGGGGGCGGCUGGUACGGCAAGGGGUACCGCAAGGGCCGGCGCCGGCGCAGGUAG